AUGGGAAAUCUUCAACCUGGUCGUAAUGAACGUCCAGAAUUAAGUGAACGUGAAUUAUCCUAUAUAACUCUUCAUACAAAUUUUACGCGAAAACAGAUCGAUGAUUUUCAUGUUCGUUUUUUAACAUAUUAUCCACGUGGUUAUAUUAAUUUUGAUCAAUUUUGUGAUUUAUAUUCUAAUGAAUUAAAACAUUUACAAAGUUCACGACCAUUACUUGAACGUUUAUUUCAUCAUAUUGAUACAGAUAAAGAUGGACGAUUAAAUUUUAAAGAAAUACUUUUCUUUAAAGCAAUUAGUUUACCAGAAACAGAUAAUAAUGAAAAACUUCGAUGGAUUUUUGUUCUUUAUGAUACUAAUCAAGAUCGAAAAAUAGAUCAACGUGAAUUUUUAGAUUUAUGCUAUUUAGUUUAUCAUAUUCAUGGACAUUUACUAACAAAAAAUCGUUUAGAUGAAUUAAAACGCUUAUUUGCCAAAUUUGAUAUCAAUGGUGAUGGCCAAUUAAAUUGUUAUGAAUUUCUUCAAUUAUGUAAACAAUGUACAGAUUUACUUGAAUUUCUGGCUCCAAUGUUUAACAAUACAACAUGGAAUAUUAAAAAAGAUGAUCUUUCAACAUUUACAAAAACAAAUGAACUUACAUCGAAUAAAAUUGAAUAUUUAAUUAAACGAACAAAAUUUUCUCGUGAACAAGUUUCACAUUAUCAUGAAAUAUUUCGAACUCGUUGUCAUUCUGGUCGUUUAACAAAAAAUGAAUUCGUUAAUUUUUAUCAACAAUUACUUCCAUCAACAUCAUCAGGAAUUUAUUCUGAAUUUAUAUUUCGAGCUUUUGAUAAUUUAUCAAAAGAUGGUUUUAUACAAUUUGAUGAAUUUCUUAUUGCUAUUUAUAUUCAUAGUAACGCAAGUACACCACGUGAAAAACUUGAAUGGCUUUAUAAUGCUUAUGAUCGUGAUGGUGAUGGAAUAAUUGAUUAUAAUGAAUUAAAUCAAAUAAUUCAUGCACUUUUUGUUUUACAUGGCAUUGAUAAAGAAAAACAUAGUGUUGCUUAUGUGACAUACGAAAUAAUGACUAUUUUAGAUUUAAAUAAUGAUGAUAAAAUAUCAAAACAAGAAUUUUUGAAUAUGUUAAAAGACAAAGAACUUACGAAUUUUUUGGCACCAUCAUUUGUUAAACAAAACUGA
This is a messenger RNA of Rotaria sordida, 1176 nucleotides long. The record is from the annotation of a GenBank genome assembly. Lineage: Eukaryota; Metazoa; Rotifera; Eurotatoria; Philodinida; Philodinidae.